This is a messenger RNA of Nicotiana attenuata, 1249 nucleotides long. Its product is annotated as delta(7)-sterol-C5(6)-desaturase. Gene Ontology annotation, biological process: lipid biosynthetic process. Bases 180 to 995 code for a protein of 271 amino acids. The record is from RefSeq and is a predicted model, not a curated record. The transcript has 3 exons. Gene Ontology annotation, molecular function: iron ion binding; oxidoreductase activity. Lineage: Eukaryota; Viridiplantae; Streptophyta; Magnoliopsida; Solanales; Solanaceae.
AUGGGCUAAGUCCAAAACGGAAUCUAUUCUGUAUUAAAUAGUGGCGCAGACCAGAAACACACAUAGUUGUCGCCCUACACAGCCACUUGUUUUCUCCAUCUUCCUCCACUUCUCACCCUCUUCACCGGAUCAUCGCCGUCGGAAUCUGGUCAAACCCGACCCGACCACUUUCGUCGGAGAUGGAUGAUUACUUGAAACAGUUUGUGGAGGAGACAUCGUUUUACAAUCGGCUGGUUUUGGGUACAUUCCUGCCGGAAUCAUGGUGGGGACCACUUCCUCACAUGCUUCAGGGAUGGCUCCGUAACUACAUUGGUGGAGUUCUGCUUUACUUCAUCUCCGGUUUCCUCUGGUGCUUCUACAUCUAUCACUUGAAACGCAAUGUAUAUAUUCCCAAAGAUGCCAUCCCUUCGAACAAAGCAAUGCUCUUGCAAAUAUCAGUUGCCAUGAAAGCGAUGCCAUGGUACUGUGCCCUUCCAUCACUUUCUGAGUACAUGAUUGAAAAUGGAUGGACAAAAUGUUUUGCAAGAAUAAGUGAUGUUGGAUGGCUUUCCUAUGCUAUCUAUGCGGCUAUUUAUCUUGUAAUAGUGGAGUUUGGGAUCUACUGGAUGCAUAGAGAGUUGCAUGACAUAAAACCUCUGUACAAAUAUCUGCAUGCUACACAUCAUAUUUACAACAAGCAAAAUACACUUUCCCCAUUUGCUGGAUUGGCAUUCCACCCAUUGGAUGGAAUACUGCAGGCAGUGCCACACGUUGUAGCUCUAUUCCUGGUGCCAAUGCAUUUUACUACACACAUAGCACUCAUUUUCUUGGAAGCCUUAUGGACGGCUAAUAUUCAUGACUGCAUACAUGGGAAGGUGUUUCCUAUAAUGGGUGCUGGCUAUCAUACCAUUCACCAUACGACAUACCGCCAUAAUUAUGGUCAUUACACAAUAUGGAUGGAUUGGAUGUUUGGAACUCUUCGUGAUCCGAUUGAAGAGGAUGCCAAGAAAAUGUAAUGUACUUGAUUUGCACCCAAGGAUGUUCCUUGCUGUUCAUUGUCCUAGUUGUUAGGCCACCUGUGGAAUGUUAGAAUUUGUCUCGUGUAUUUCCAAUCAUUGAUGGAUGUAAAGUUUUUUGGUAGUAGUUUAAGUUGUAGACUGAAAACAAUUCUGUAGGCUGAGUAUGUCAUCUCAUGUCUGUUCUUCCCUUAUAUUUAAUAAAAUCAGCGGGGCAGAAACUUUCAGGCUAAUCUAUGUCACAGUUUUUGAUA